AUGAGUGAUCAAGCGCCUCCUCAAGCGGGAGCUCCCUUGUUAGGGGAAAACGGCUGGGCACCAGCGCCGGAAAUGGAGCGGCCAAGUAAUUGUCCACCAGGAUUGGAGUACUUGCUCUACGUCGAUCAGCUUUUAGUGAAACAGCAAGUCGAGCUUCUCGAAGCAUUCACGGGUUUUGAAACUUCAAACAAAUACAAGGUUCUGAACAGCAUGGGACAACAAGUAUAUUUUGCUGGAGAAAAGAGCGGCUGCUGUGGACGACAAUGCUGUGGCUCUAUUCGAGAUUUUGAAAUGGUGAUUGCUGACAACGCUGGUAAAGAAGUUGCGAGGUUUAUAAGACCCUUCAACUGUACCAUCAGAUGUUGCUUGAGCUACAUUCCCUGUCAGCUUCAAGAAAUGGAAAUUAAUGCGGGAGGCCAAACUGUUGGAAAGAUAAAGCAACGCGCUGAUUGCACUGAUCCUGUUUUUGCGAUUUGCGAUGCAUCUGGAGAAGAAGUUCUGAAAGUCAAGGGCCCUGCUUGUGUCAUUUCCUGCUGUGGGGACAUUGAUUUUGAGGUACUGACAAAAGACGGUCAGAAAAUUGGAAAAGUUUCGAAACAGUGGAGUGGCCUAGUCAAGGAAGGAUUAACUGAUGCGGACAACUUUGGCGUUAGUUUUCCGAUGGACUUGGAUGUCAGAGUGAAGCUCUCACUGAUGGCAGUGGUCUUCUUAAUCGAUUUCAUGUUCUUUGAAAACAACGAGCCGAACGAAGAUGGCUGCUGCUCGAUUGAAGACUGCCUGUUUGACUGA
Molecule: messenger RNA, 789 nt
Organism: Oikopleura dioica
Lineage: Eukaryota; Metazoa; Chordata; Appendicularia; Copelata; Oikopleuridae
Source: the annotation of a GenBank genome assembly